This is a messenger RNA of Aptenodytes forsteri (emperor penguin), 2500 nucleotides long. It is a transcript of the gene ZNF276, whose product is annotated as zinc finger protein 276. NCBI's taxonomy places the organism in Eukaryota, Metazoa, Chordata, Aves, Sphenisciformes, Spheniscidae. Gene Ontology annotation, molecular function: zinc ion binding; chromatin insulator sequence binding. Gene Ontology annotation, cellular component: chromosome; kinetochore; nucleus. The transcript is spliced from 11 exons. The record is from RefSeq and is a predicted model, not a curated record. Gene Ontology annotation, biological process: regulation of transcription by RNA polymerase II. The coding region runs from base 1 to 1965 and encodes 654 amino acids.
AUGGCAAGUCUCGGAGGAGGCUGCGAGGGCUGGGGCAGCUCGGGCUCGCAGAGGCUGAGGGACACGACUGCCGGCUCUAAAUACUUCGGAGAUAAACGCUGGGGGGGGGGAGAAGAACUACUUAAGCCGAGGGACGGCGUCGGCAAAAGCGCAAACGUGGGCGAGCAAGCCCCGAGAACGCUGCAGCCGGGAGGAGGUUCCUCCGCUGGGGCAAUCGGGCCAGAAGGGCUGAUUUUAGGGUUAGUCGGUUGUGGAAUCGGCAGAGCCCUGAGCACCGGCUAUUGUCGCCUCUGCCACGGGAAGUUCUCCUCCAGGAGCCUACGCAAUGCUUUCGGGAAGGUGCCUGUGAUGGGGGAGAACUCGGAGAAGCAGCGCCGCGUGGAUCAGGUCUUCUUCACCGACUUCCAGCGGCUGGUCGGCGUGGCGGUGCGGCAGGACCCCGCGCUCCCCCAGUUCGUCUGCAAGAAAUGCCAUGCCCAGUUCUACAAAUGCCGCAGCGUCCUCAGGACGUUUAUCCAGAGGGUGAACGCGUCUCCCACGGGCCAUAUAAAGUCGAAAGGAAAGAGCGGCGCAGCCCAGGCCCAGCCGGGCGCGGAAGGAGGUGCCUCCUGUCUGGUCGACCUGAUCACCUCCAGCCCCCAGUGCCUGCACAGCCUGGUGACGUGGACGCACGCGCAUGCCGGGAGCUGCCCCUCGGUGCCCAGCCUGCAGAGCGUGCUCUCCUCCGAGUACUGCGGCAUCAUCCGCGCCGUCUGGGGCUGCGGGGACGGGCACGACUACGUCAUGGAUACGGAUUCGGACUGUAGCACGGUGCUUGUCGACAACGCCUUGUCUGUCAAACGGGAGUGGAACAAGAGCACGGCGCAGCGCUUGACUGACAAUGGGGCUGGGGCAGACAAUGCCGAGGCUGUUUCUGCUCCCAAACCCCAGCAUGCUCCAGCAAGGACGACAACUUGCCAGCAGCCUGCAAACAAAGGGACCACAUCGGUGCCGCUGAACGUGGAGAACGAGCCGCCGCAGAACAGGGAUUCAUCUCACUCGCAACUGGACAGCACGGCCUCCUUGCAGGAGAAAGCCCUGCCGCAGCCCGUGUCGCCGCUGAGCAGUGCCACAGGACAGUUGAGUGGGAAGCAGGUUCUGUCUGCAACGUCGGAUGAGCGGGUAAAAGACGAGUUCAGUGACCUUUCUGAGGGGGACUUCUUGAGCGACGAUGAAAAUGAGAAGAGAAACGUGCAAUCUUCAGAUGACUCCUUCGAGCCUUACCCCGAAAAGAAGGUUUCUAGCAAGAAAAGUGACAGCAAAGAAGCAAAGAAGGCGGAAGAGCCCAAAAUAAGGAAGAAGCCUGGGCCUAAGCCAGGCUGGAAAAAAAAAAUCAAAUGUGAAAGGGAGGAGCUGCCUACCAUUUACAAGUGUCCUUACCAGGGAUGCACGGCCGUCUACAGAGGGGCGGAUGGCAUGAAGAAACACAUCAAAGAGCAUCACGAAGAGGUUCGGGAGAGGCCCUGUCCUCAUCCUGGCUGCAACAAGGUGUUCAUGAUUGACCGGUACCUGCAGCGUCACGUGAAGCUCAUUCAUACAGAGGUACGUAAUUAUAUCUGUGAUGAAUGUGGGCAGACCUUUAAGCAACGCAAACACCUCUCGGUCCACCAGAUGCGGCACUCGGGAGCAAAGCCCCUCCAGUGCGAAAUCUGUGGUUUCCAGUGCCGACAGCGAGCGUCGCUCAAGUACCACAUGACCAAACACAAAGCCGAGACGGAGCUGGAGUUUGCCUGCGACCAGUGUGGGAAGCGCUUCGAGAAGGCCCAUAACCUUAAUGUCCACAUGUCCAUGGUGCACCCUCUGACCCAGACUCAGGACAAAGCCAAGCCGCUGGAGCCAGAGCCCAUUCUCCUCCUAAAUACUUCAGGGACUUCAGAAAGCCAGGCGGUAAAGCCAGAAGUGACUGCACAGCAGGAGCCCACCUGAGGGGGACAGGGAUGCUUUCCCAGUCCAGCCCCGUAGAAACCAUGCGGCAGAACGGAGAUUUUUUUUAUCUACAUUUUAGUCUCCCAAAGAACUCAGUGGAAUUAGCUUCAGCUUGCUCAGAAAAAGCUUGUUAUCAUGCUGUGAUUCUCCAUGCUCACGUCUGAUUCAGCAGUGUUGUACUAAGAGUCUGUCUAAUCCCAGGGGAAUGGAUGUUCGGCAGCACCCCUUCGUGGUCCCCCUUCUCCCCACGCGCACAGUUGUAGAAACAAAGUUGGCCACAACUGUCCCCCGCCUGCACAAGCUGCUGCCUGUACGGAAGUGCCCUCGGGUGGCUGUAAGGGUACACAGGGCAGCGAAGCAACUUCAAGCAGACAUUUUGGUUUUUUUGGGGGGGAAAAAAAAAAAAUUAUGAUUCCCAAAGCAAGUCUAAACUGAAAUUUGUAACCUACUUUUUAUUGUAACAAGAGCUUCAUGGUUAUGCUUGUAAUAAAUUAUUUACAAAGUAAUUUGAAAGAAACAGCACUGGUGAGAAAGG